UCCUCGUGAUGACAGCAAAUGACAGCACUGUUCGCUCCUGCGGAAGCCAGUGUGAGACAGCUAACCGCCAACUAGCGAUUCCCCUGUCGCGAGAGAAAUCUUCGGAUCAGCUGCGUUUAGAGAGAUCGUGAACGGCCAGCACACGCUUACUACGCUCGUCAUUUACCUCUCUGCCUGUCUGAGCUGGUGAAGAUGGUGAAGCCAGACAUCCACACUCUGGCCCACCACUUGAAGCAGGAGCGGCUGUAUGUGUCGUCAGAGAAGCAGCUCAUCCAGAGGCUCAACAGUGAUGUGCUGAAAACAGCUGAGAGGCUGUACCGGGCCGCAUGGAUCGCCAAGCAGCAGAGGAUCAACCUCGAUCGUCUCAUUCUCACCAGUGCGGAGGCCUCUCCAGCUGAAUGCUGCCAACAUGCCAAAAUGCUGGAAGAUACACAGUUUGUUGAUGGCUACAAGACACUGGGCUUCCAGGAGACCAUCUAUGGAGAGUUUUUGGCCCGGUUGAGGGAGAAUCCCAGACUGGUUGCUUCCUGUCUGGUGGCAGGAGAGAGGCUGAACCAGGAGCACACCCAGGGGGUCACCCAUACAGUCUUCACCUCACUUUAUGGCAACUGUAUUAUGCAGGAGGACGAGAGCUAUUUGCUUCAGGUGUUGCGGUACCUGAUAGAGUUUGAGCUGAAGGAGAGUGACAACCCUCGCCGUCUGCUGCGACGGGGAACCUGCGCCUUCAGCAUCCUUUUCAAGCUCUUCUCCGAGGGCCUGUACUCAGCCAAGCUCUUCCUCACUGCCACCCUGCACGAACCCAUUAUGCAGCUGCUGGUGGAAGAUGAAGACCACCUAGAGACGGACCCAGCCAAGGUCACGGAGCGCCUCACUCCGGCUCAGCAGGAACGCUUUGGAGAGAAGGGCUCUGAGGGCUACCAACAAAGGGUGCAGGCAGCUGUGGAGGCCAAUGAAGCCAAGCUGGUGGCUCUGGUCAACAAAUUCAUUGGUUACUUGAAGCAGAACACCUACUGCUUCCCCCACAGCCUGCGCUGGAUUGUGUCCCAGAUGUACAAGACGUUGUCAUGUGUGGAGCGUCUUGAGGUAGGCGAGGUGCGCACCAUGUGUACAGACCUGCUGCUGACCUGCUUCAUCUGUCCAGCUAUAGUCAACCCGGAGCAGUAUGGUAUCAUCUCUGAUGCCCCCAUCAAUGAAGUUGCCCGCUUCAAUCUAAUGCAGGUGGGGCAACUUUUGCAGCAGUUGGCCAUGGCUGAUGGUGAUGCAGACCCAAGGCGGAAGAGCGGUUUGUCUAAAUUUGAUAAGAGUUGUGUUGCUGCCUUUCUGGAUGUGGUAAUUGGAGGAAGAGCAGUCGAGACCCCACCCAUGUCCUCGAUGAACCUUCUAGAAGGCCUCAGCAGGACUGUGGUCUAUAUAACACAUAAUCAGCUGCUAGCAUUGGUGGACUUUGUGCGCAAUGUGACUGCAGGGGACCACCUCCGGGAGGAGGAGCACAUGGCCCUGGAGAACCUGCUGGCCAAUGUGCCCCAGUCUCGGACUGUGAAGAGCAAUAGUCUGGAGCUGACUCCCUCCAACACCCCCCAGCUCUCGCCGGCUACCACUCCUGCCAACAAGAAGAACAGGCUGCCCAUAGGACAACACUUAGCUGCCAUAACAUCCUGGGACCCCACAGUCACCACUCUGUCUGCCCACAUUCCAUUAGUAACCCCUUUUGCUGCUCGUAGCCGCAGCCGUACCAAUAUUGCCCAGGAGGGGGAGGCAGAGGCCAGCUCCCAAGAGUCCCUACAUGAGCUGAUGCCAGAGGAGGUGCUGGUGAUUUCACUAGGAACUGGUCUUCAGACUGUCCCAGGGAUGAUGUCAGAGAAUGAGGUUUUGAACCUGCAGAUGGCUGAGGGGGCCCAGGGGGAGGGCCAUGCUGAUGAGACCAAACAGCAUGGCAAACCGGACAAAACCUUGCGCUUUUCCCUCUGCAGUGACAACUUGGAAGGAAUCUCAGAGGGUCCAUCCAAUCGUUCAAACUCUGUGUCGUCUCUGGAUCUGGAGGGAGAGUCUGUUUCUGAGCUUGGAGCUGGACCAUCAGGGAGCAAUGGGGUGGAGGCUUUACAGCUUCUGGAGCAUGAACAGGCCACCACUCAGGACAACUUGGAUGACAAACUCCGCAAGUUUGAGAUCAGAGACAUGAUGGGUCUCACAGAUGAUCGGGACAUCUCCGAGACAGUUAGUGAAACCUGGAGCACCGACGUGCUUGGCAGUGACUUUGACCCCAACAUGGAUGAAGAUCGGCUGCAGGAGAUAGCAGGGGCAGCUGCAGAGAACAUGCUUGGCAGCCUGCUGUGUCUUCCUGGCUCAGGUUCAGUGUUGCUGGACCCCUAUGGCUCCACCAUCUCCGAGACCACAAGCGAGGCCUGGAGCGUGGAGGUCCUGCCCAGCGACUCAGAGGCCCAAGAUCUGAAGCAGGAGGAGCGUCUGCAGGAGCUGGAGAGCUGCUCAGGGGUCGGCAGCACCUCGGAUGACACAGAGGUCCGAGAGGUCAGCUCGAGACCCAGCACACCAGGCCUAAGCGUUGUCUCAGGUAUCAGCGCAACCUCAGAAGAUAUCCCCAACAAGAUCGAGGACCUGCGGUCAGAGUGCAGCUCGGACUUUGGAGGGAAGGACUCUGUGACCAGUCCAGAUGGGGAGGAGUCAGGCCACGGAGCACACCAUCUGACAUCUCCACCCUCACAGGCCGAUUCCUUGCUGGCCAUGUUCGAUCCCCUCUCCUCUGGUGAAGGCUCCUCCACUGGAACAAUAGUGAGGCCCAAAGUGCACUAUGCCCGUCCCGCUCACCCUCCACCGGACCCGCCCAUCCCUGAAGCCAGUGCCCUGGGGCAAGAGACACGCCACUCUCUCUUCAUACCCCACUGCCUGGCCCAGGCUGAGCUGGAGCACACCAAGCAGCGCCACUCCUUCCCUGACAGGCUGGUCCGCAGCCGCAGCUCUGACAUUGUUUGCCCAGGCCGCCGGCCCACAAGUGACCCCGGUCUUAACCGGCGGGUAGCAGUUGAAGAGCGUGACCCUGCUGGGGCCUUCGCCUUAGGACCCUCCUCGUCCCCCAGCAAGGACUCCUUGAAAGGAGAGGCUGAGGACAGGAAAGACAGUGACGACGAGAAGUCUGAUCGCAACAGACCCUGGUGGAAGAAACGUUUUGUGUCUGCCAUUCCCAAAGUGCUGUAUUGGACGGCUGAGAGUGAUGUCCCAGCUCCAAUAGCCGCAUUUAGGAAAAGGGACAAACAAGAGAAAGAUGACAUCACCCAGGAGCGUACUCCACAAGAUGACCCAUUGCCCAGACAGAGCAGUCAAGCGCAGGCAGCUGAAGACAUCCUGGACAAGUACAGGAACAUCAAGAGGCCCAGCCCAAGUGAUGGAGCCACGGCCGGAGCUUCCUAUGAUGGUGCAGGAGAUCUUUGUGUUGAAGACGGCGCACAUGACUCUCCGAGAGAAGAUACUCUGCAGAACAUUUCCACAGACGACCUCCCAGACUCGGCCAGCCAGACGGCACAGCAGCAUGACUCAAAGUUCUCCUUCAGUGAUGCUAAGAAGAAGUUGAGGUUAGCGUUGUGUUCUGCGGACUCAGUGGCUCUGCCCAUCAUGGCUCCUGCGACCACACGGAAUGGGCUGCCUGACCACAUGGAUCCUGAAGAAAAUGAGAUUGUCUGCUUCCUGAAGGUCCAGCUCGCAGAAGCCAUCAACCUCCAGGAUAAGAACCAGAUGGCCCAAAUCCAGGAGACCACGCGCUGUGUCAGCCGCUUCGAUGCACGCACCUGUAGAAAGCUGCUAGCUGCCAUUACAGAGGACUACAGAAAGCGGGCACCAUACAUAGCUUAUCUAACCAGGUGUCGUCAGGGCCUGCAGACCUCUCAGGCCCAUCUGGAGCGGCUCCUCCAGAGGGUGCUGAGAGAUAAGGAGGUUGCAAACCGCUACUUCACCACUGUCUGUGUUCGACUCCUCCUUGAACACAUGGAAUCCAAGAUGCUUGACUUUAUUAAGGCGUUCCAGGCUUGCACAGCAUCAGACGACAAGACGGCAGCAGUGGAGGAUUUUCUGCGCUACUUGUACGGUGCUAUGGCCCGUGAUGCCAUUUGGCAGUAUGCAAGCGAGGACCAGCUGCAGGAUGCCCAGAUGGCUAUCGAGCGCAGCGUUAUGAACCGCAUCUUCAAACUGGCUUUCUACCCCAACCAGGACGGAGAUAGUCUCAGAGACCAGCUUUUCCAUGAACACAUCCAGCGGCUCUCAAAAGUUGUGACGGCCACUCACAAAGCACUUCAAAUCCCAGAGGUCUACUUGAAGGAGGCUCCCUGGCCCUCGGCACAGUCCGAGAUCAGGACCAUCAAUGCAUACAAGACGCCACGAGACAAAGUCCAGUGUAUCCUGCGCAUGUGUUCCACCAUCAUGAACCUUCUCAGUCUGGCAAAUGAAGACUCCGUCCCUGGAGCGGAUGACUUUGUCCCUGUACUCGUCUUUGUACUCAUAAGGGCAAACCCGCCCUGCCUGCUGUCCACCGUUCAGUACAUCAAUAAUUUCUACGCCAGCCGGCUGAGUGGGGAGGAGUGCUAUUGGUGGAUGCAGUUCACCGCGGCGUUGGAAUUCAUUAAGACCAUCGACGAUCGCAAGUGAAGCAGAACAGCCACCUGUAUGGGCAGACUGCGGGGGAAGGAGCCGGGAGACUGGGAGACUUCCCAACCAACUGCUCCCUCUGCACAGUUUAUAAAACCUGGCCCUCAGCCUGCUCUUUAUUUGUAUAGCUUGUACAUAGCCAGAGACACUGAAAGAUUACAAAAUAUAUAUUACUGUAUGUAUGUGGACAAAUCCAGGUUUUAGCCGUGGAGGGAAAAAUGGCCUUGGAAGGAAAAAAAUUGGCAAGAUGUUAACUUUGAACCUAAUUUGGAUUUUUCCUUUUAUCUUUGUCUCUUCAGUCACGUUUCACGUUUUGGCGUCUGUAUUAGGAAUUUUAUAUACACAGUUACCAAUAUGACAUUAAAUCAUCGUAAAAGAUAAUCCUAUAUAAAGGGACCAGACUUGCUUGAUGUGAUCACUGAUCUUUCCCCCCCCCCCAGAGUGAGAGGGAAGGGCUUCCAAUUAAAUAACAAUAUAAUGUUCAUUAAAUGCAUUGUUACAUGGGGAUUUACAGUGUGUGAUAAGAUACUGAUGGGAAUUUAGUGACUCAUAAACACUGAAGUCAAUUCACAAUAACCAUACUACUCACAAGGUUAGUGUAUCAAACAGUAGGGCAGCUUAUUUCACGAAUUGUUUACUUAAAUUCUCAUCUUAUUCCCCAAAAAACACGUGCUGGUGACAAUUUGGUAAAGGGGCCCACAUAUUUAUAUGAAAUAAAAAUGUAUUUAUCUCUGUAAAUCUAUUUAAUGCUUUGUUUAUCUAAUCCUUCACAAAAAAAGAAAAGAAAGAAAAUGGAAAUGCACAUCAUGGCCAUUCAAGACGUCUGAGGCGAGUUGUGAUACACUCGCAAGAAAAGCUUGAGAUAGGAAGGCACCUUAGCGAUGAGUAGCCCUCAGGUGGGGAUGCUGACACAGGGUCAAGUCAUGCACAGAGUAGUGGUGGCAUUUAUGGAAAUAUUGGAAAUAGUGCCUUUGAUAUGGGGCACUCUGUACAGGUAGUUAUUGGUGAGGGUAUUUUUUUUUUUUCUUUAGCUAGCUUAGGCGUUACCCCCGCCCUACACACACACACACACACACACACACACACACACACACACACACACACACACACACACACACACACACACACACACACACACACACACACACACACACACACACACACACACACACACACACACACACACACACACACACACCCCCCGAGUGAACCGGUGAGGGAAAGGGAGGACAUGUUGGAUAUUGACCUGCUGUGAUGCCUAUUGUGGUCACAUCCCCCUUAAUUAACACAAGCCUUUGUUAGCGAAAACAAAGACAUUGUAGUUUUGAAUCUUAAACCGGAGAUGUCACGUGUGUCUGCAUUGGGCAGACUAGUGAACUAUUGGAUAUUGGCUCUACCUCUUCAUAAGUUCAAGAAAGGGACUCAUGUUUAUGUGCACUUAUUUCUUUUUUUUUUUCUUCUUCUAAUUUGGCGUGCUGUGAUAUCCUAGUGUAAUUGUAUCUCUCCAUUAAUAGCGCAAGCAUGUCUUUUGAUUAUCCAGAAAUGACUAAAACUCCUUUUCCCCUUGAAAUACUCUGCUUGGUUUUUGUGCACAGACGUGCUGCCACAUGUAUUAUAGUUUUCGAUGAUCCAUUUCUUUUCAUGGUAAAUGACCUGACAGCACAAUACACCGUAGGAUAGAAGAUCAAAUAAUCAACACUAUUGACUUGUUACUGACUUGCAGUUUAUGCUAAAGUGGUUGGUGUAGUACAUGAGUGUUCUUUUUGUUCUGGUUUUUGUUCUUUUCUGUUUUUUUGUCUUGCGAGGCGACUGCGUGAUUGGUUGACCCUCUGCCUCCUCUUGCAUGAAGUCAUUGAAUGGUCUGUACAUUCUCAAUCAUGAUAAACAGUAGAAUAGGAUUAGUAUAUGCCACAGGCCAGUAAUUGAACCUGCAAGAGGAUGCAAAGCUCCUCUUUGUGUCCGUGAUACUUGCACAUCGGAACUCGAUUUAUUUUGCACAAAGCAGAUGUCUCUUCCCUGGGAAAUUUGACAGGGAGCAGUGCAUUUGGAAAUGUCGUCUCUUUUGGCCUUUACAGUCGCAACGUAAACGUAUGGUGAUUAAAAUGACAUCUGAGUAGCAAAGUUAAGCACCUGACUGUUACUUUCUCAAGCGGAGGAACGUCCACGUUCAUCAGGGAGCAAAUGCAUUUUUAUAGCCGUCUUACAGUAGCAUGUGCACCAGGUUCGUAUGUGCGAGUGCCCUUCCUUGCAGAGUCUGUGUAAUCAGUUUGAUGAGAAAACCAUGCACUGGAAAAUCAAGUUGCAGGUUGCAUCUAUACUAAUUAAGUUUAUGUGAUGUCACUUCAAUUGGAAAUACAUACUGCACAAAUCUGAUGAAAUUAUUUGGACCUGGCUUGUGUUUCCGCAUUUCCCCGGACAGCCGGCCACAGCAACUAUACGAACGACCCCACUGAAGUACUGAUCAAAACAAACAAAUUAUUUACACAAAUAUGUGUGUGUAUAUAUAUGUGUAUAUAUAUAUAUAUGUGUGUGUAUAUAUAUAUAUAUAUAUGUAUAUAUAUAUAUAUAUAUAUAUGUGUGUGUGUAUAUAUAUAUAUAUAUAUAUAUAUAUAUAUAGGUGUGAUGGCACCUGUAAUUUUUAGCUGUUGUAUGCAAACCACUGGGCAGCGUGUUCCGUGAGCCAACUCGAGAGUUGGUCUGUUCUCCAAAGCUUUACUGCUCUGCUCCCUGUACAAUUAGGUUGAAAAGGCUCAGCAGAGAAGAAAAGUUUUACAUUUGAUUUUACAUUUAAUUGUAAGCUUGCACAAUAAUGACAUGCGGGGAAAGCCGGUCUGUCUGUACUGUGAUUAAUGCAUUAUGUAAUUCUUUGAAACCAAUAAAAAGAAGCAGAAGAU
Molecule: messenger RNA, 7544 nt
Organism: Scophthalmus maximus (turbot)
Lineage: Eukaryota; Metazoa; Chordata; Actinopteri; Pleuronectiformes; Scophthalmidae
Gene: gapvd1
Product: GTPase activating protein and VPS9 domains 1
Exons: 29
Coding region: 193-4650 (1485 amino acids)
Biological process (GO): regulation of GTPase activity; vesicle-mediated transport
Cellular component (GO): endocytic vesicle; cytosol
Molecular function (GO): small GTPase binding; guanyl-nucleotide exchange factor activity
Source: RefSeq, a predicted model, not a curated record